Molecule: messenger RNA, 2566 nt
Organism: Oncorhynchus mykiss (rainbow trout)
Lineage: Eukaryota; Metazoa; Chordata; Actinopteri; Salmoniformes; Salmonidae
Product: PDZ and LIM domain protein 2
Biological process (GO): heart development; actin cytoskeleton organization; muscle structure development
Cellular component (GO): adherens junction; Z disc; stress fiber
Molecular function (GO): muscle alpha-actinin binding; actin binding
Source: RefSeq, a predicted model, not a curated record
CGCACUCAUGCCUUUAUUUUCACAACAGCACGUGGCACUAUGAGCCAUUAUAUGGGUGAUCACAGGUGGUUUCAUUUCACUUCUGUAUCCAAUACCCAGCAAUAGAAGUACAUUUCAGAAGUCUUCUUUUCAGACCCAGAGGCUUUUCAUCACACUGACAACAUAGUAGCGCGAAUUGCUCUCAGAGAAGGCUGCGAUACCUGUGAGCAGAAAGAACGGACAUUGAAAACCUAAUUUUUCUGUAUUUUUGGAGGCGAUUUGCGCGCAAGGGGUGGAGUGUUUCUGGUCCUGCGCUCUUUUAGCACUGUCUGUGAGUUUAGUGCUGUCUGUCUACGAGUUUUUGACUUGUGAUAGGCUAUUCAUCGGGAGAGCCCCGGUGUUGGAUCUGCCGGUGUACGGACACAAUUCGACUAUCACUGAUUUAUUGACCAACUGCAUUGAUUUAGGCAGUAGGUGGCAACCUCUGGUCACGUGAUGGCGCUGACAGUGAACCUGAUUGGUCCAUCUCCAUGGGGGUUUAGAAUAUACGGAGGAAGGGACUUCAAGAAGGCGAUAACCAUUUCCAAGGUCAACGGUGGCAGCAAAGCCGAGCUGGCUGCCCUGCAGCCUGGUGAUGUCAUCCUGGAGAUCAAUGGAGAGAACACAGUGGACAUGCUCAAUGUGGAGGCCCAGAACAAGAUCAAAAACUCCAAGACUCAACUGCAGCUGCUGGUGGAGAGGCCUGAGCCCCCCAGCCCUGAACAGACCAAUGGAACUACCACCCCAGAAAAGCUCACUGGACGCUUCCAGGAAGCAGUGCUGGUGAGUCGAGAUGAGAACCAGAACUACAGAGAGUACUCCAUCUCCAGCCCAGCCUCCCUGUCACCUGGACCCUACUCACCUGAGCCCCCUUCCAGCCCUGAGGGGAAGAGAGAGAGCACCAAGAGCAUCCAGCUGUGUUCGUGGUCUCCAGAAGAGAAGACGUCUAGUUACAAGCUGUCCAGACCACUGUCACAGGAGUUUUCCUCUUCAGACUUCAGGAGUAACUCUGUGUCCAGUCGAACGCCCACCCCUCCAGGAUGCUACUCGCCCCACAGCCCUGUCGACUGCGAGCUGUCUGUCUCCCCCAGGCGCAGCAGUUCCAGCUCUGACUUUACCAUGCAGAGGUUUGACCGGGAUUCAGAGGUCUACAAGAUGAUCCAGGAGAACAAGGAGUCUCGCACGGCUCCUCGACAGUCCAACACCUUCCGCAUGCUACAGGAGGUUCUGGAGGCCGAUGAGAAGGAGGCAGCUGUGCGGUUCCCAGGGCUCUCCCCCAAAACCACCCCCCCAAAACCAACAUCUCCCGGGGGUGGAGUCCCCAAGUACCACACCUGUGAGAAGUGUGGCAUCAGCAUUGUUACACAGGCGGUGCGCAUCAUGGACGACCGCUUCCGCCACCCAGAGUGCUACACCUGUUCUACACCAGAGUGCGGUCUCAACCUGAAGAUGCGAGGUCACUUCUGGGUGGGAGAGGAGAUGUUCUGUGAGAAGCAUGCCCACGAGAAUUACCAGGGCCUGGGCACUGCCCCACGUGCCACCAUCUCGCCCCGCCACUGAGGCUCCGUGACACCCAGCUUCCCCUCCCCUGGACCUCUGAGGGCUGGCACCCCACCUCUUACUGACUCACAGCGAUAGACCAUGGGCUAGGGAACAGGAGUGGGAGCUUCAGAUGUUGCAGCUCUAUAGCAUUCUAUAGCAUUUAACUAUACUCUGCAGUUAUAGCAUUCAGUUACCUUUCCUGUAAUUGGAUGAGAUUUGGAUGGAACAUUGUUUUCCCAGGCCCUCCUGGUUUUGGUUCAUUGUUAGCUCUAAUGUACAGCUGUAUCUUAUUCAGACCACUUAGUGGGUUACGCCUGCCACAUUCACACCAACCUGUUACACAACAGGACUGGUUUCCUGCUGGUGUAUGGAUCAGAUCAAUGAUGGAGCGUAACAUUUAAUCCUUUAAAUCACAUUGAAUCUCCUGCUGACCCAUUCAGAAGAAUGGAAACCAACUCUUCAUUUGAAUUACAUGGUGUCUGAAAAACAAGACAAACUAUAAAGGGGGAAAUUUCAUCUACAUCAAAGUUUGUGUGUGUGUUCAACUUGAGCAAGAGUUCUGGUAAUUCCUUUUGAAGUGAUGGUUUAAUAAGUGCCUGAAUUGCUGCCAUUUCCCCUGCUACUGGUUUCACUAUUGAAAGGUUUUAGUGGAUUCAUCUCUCCAGCCAGAAGCCUGUUUGUUUUCCUUUUGCAAUUUAGUUGGAAUGAUAAAAUACUUACUUGCUUUCUUAUUGCUUUUUGUUGGAUAAGGGAAUAUAAAGAUACAUGUGAUAUAUAUAAUAAGAAUGUUUUGUAAAUGUUUCUUUGAUAGAACAAUAUACAGUACCAUAUUAUAGGAUGUCAGAAGGCAUGUGUGGGCACAGGGUUGCAUGACUUGUAUAUCUUUUUUAGUGUGAAGAGGUUUGCUGAUGCUAUUACUGUAUAUUCUGUUUCUUCACAGCAGCACCCAGAGAGCAACACUAGAAUGUUAUUUUCAUGUCACAGUUAAUAAAAACACAUCAAAUUA